This is a messenger RNA of Xiphias gladius (swordfish), 1430 nucleotides long. It is a transcript of the gene skic8, whose product is annotated as WD repeat domain 61. The transcript has 11 exons. The record is from RefSeq and is a predicted model, not a curated record. Gene Ontology annotation, cellular component: Cdc73/Paf1 complex. Bases 165 to 1103 code for a protein of 312 amino acids. NCBI's taxonomy places the organism in Eukaryota, Metazoa, Chordata, Actinopteri, Istiophoriformes, Xiphiidae. Gene Ontology annotation, molecular function: protein binding.
UUCGCCAACCGCUUUGAAACAAACGAAGAAGACGGAGACCGGAAGUUACGUUGGGUGUUGUCAUGGCGUUUCUCGUGUAAGUCACCGAGCUCCAGAAAUUUGACAAAACAUAUCAGGAGAUUUGAAGGUUGAACUAAAUUAACUGUCUCUCCUGGACCAAAACAAUGAGCACUCAAUAUAGCAUCCUUUUCAAGCAAGAGCAUGCACAUGAAGAUGCCAUCUGGACGGCAGCGUGGGGUAAAAGUGAGGCGGACGGGUCAGAAACCAUCGUCACUGGCUCGCUAGAUGAUAUGGUGAAAGUCUGGAAAUGGUCAGACGAGAAGCUGGAGCUGCAGUGGACUCUGGAGGGACACCAGCUGGGUGUGGUGUCGGUGGACAUCAGUCACAACGGAGCCAUCGCUGCCUCCAGCUCCCUUGACGCCCACAUCCGUCUCUGGGACCUGGAGUCUGGAAAACAGAUCAAGUCUAUGGACGCCGGACCAGUUGAUGCAUGGACAGUUGCCUUCUCCCCAGACUCUAAAUACAUCGCCACAGGAAGUCAUCUUGGCAAGGUCAACAUCUUUGGUGUGGAAAGUGGCAAGAAGGAAUAUUCUCUGGACACCCGAGGGAAAUUCAUCCUGAGUAUAGCUUACAGCCCUGACGGAAAGUAUCUGGCCAGCGGAGCUAUCGAUGGAAUCAUCAACAUCUUUGACAUCGCCACUGGAAAGCUACUCCACACACUGGAAGGUCACGCCAUGCCCAUCAGAUCCCUCACCUUCUCCCCUGACUCCCAGCUCCUCGUCACAGCCUCAGACGACGGCUACAUUAAGAUAUAUGAUGUGCAACAUGCCAACCUGGCCGGUACACUGAGUGGACAUGGGUCCUGGGUUCUUAAUGUCGCAUUCUCCCCAGAUGACACGCACUUUGUCUCGAGCUCAUCUGACAAGAGCGUGAAGGUUUGGGACGCCAGCUCCAGAGCAUGUAUCAACACUUUCUUCGACCAUCAAGAUCAGGUGACAAAGACGACCCUGCUUCUCUUCACUGAGUGUGUUACAAUCAAAUUCAAAAUCUCUGGUAGCAGACGCCUGCGGGGAGUUGGAUCUGUUCUGCAACAAAACCUCUGAUUGAAAUGGCACAUCUCCUCCGAGAAGAGAUCAGAGAUGGCUUAGUCUGCCAUGUUGUUUUUGUGUCUCAUCAUUGUGUGACUGCAAAAACAGAAAAUCUACUGGGAAAGUUUGCAGCCAAUUAACUGUUCUAGCUUUGCUUUGCUCUUGUAUUUGGAACAUUUUUUUCAGCCUUUGUCUGCUUGGUUCUGUUGCAUUAUGCAAGGACAUCCUUUUAAAAAUGCAGUAUUUACUAUAAUGUUCCACAGCUUUGGCAAUUGCUCUAUGGAACAUUGUUAUGUUAAUCUAAAGUUAAGGCUUUAUUAAUGUCCUCUAAAGUGUCCCUGG